Messenger RNA from Penicillium cataractarum, 963 nucleotides. RefSeq lists its product as uncharacterized. Bases 1 to 963 code for a protein of 320 amino acids. Gene Ontology annotation, biological process: L-valine catabolic process. Lineage: Eukaryota; Fungi; Ascomycota; Eurotiomycetes; Eurotiales; Aspergillaceae. The record is from RefSeq and is a predicted model, not a curated record. Gene Ontology annotation, molecular function: NADP binding; 3-hydroxyisobutyrate dehydrogenase activity; NAD binding. Gene Ontology annotation, cellular component: mitochondrion. The transcript is spliced from 2 exons.
AUGUCGCCACGUGUGCUUGGAUUCAUCGGUCUGGGUGUGAUGGGAUAUCCCAUGGCCUUGAAUCUUUUGAAGAAACUUGAGGAAGGAACAAAGCUGCAUGUUUAUGAUGUCUCCGAAGAGGCCCUUAGCAAACUCAAGAAUGAAUCUCCCGAACUUGUGUUGGUUUGUUCGAGUGCCCGUGAAGUUGCAGAGAAAUCGGACAUCCUUUUUACGAUUGUCCCGGAAGGAAGGCACGUAAGGGCCGUUUAUCUCGAAGAAAGAACAGGGGUGCUAUCCGCGGCAAUAGACGGGAAGAUUCUGGUCGACUGUUCCACGAUCGACACAAAGACCUCAAUCGAUGUUCACGGGGCUAUCCGUAAUAAGUCCGCAACGGCAUCCUUCUACGAUGCCCCUGUGUCUGGAGGGUCUCUGGGCGCGGCUGCUGGAAGUUUAACAUUCAUGCUCGGCUGCAAGGAGGAUGAUCCGAACCUGCCGCUACUAAAAGAAUUACUGGGAGCGAUGGGGUCGUCGAUAUUCCCCUGCGGCGGGUUCGCUCUCGGUCUGACGGCAAAACUAUGCAAUAAUUACUGCUCCGGCCUCAUUGCCAUUGCCACAGCUGAGGCCAUGAAUAUUGGUAUCAAGUGUGGGAUGAACCCAGUCCUCCUGUCCGGGAUAUUUGCGACUAGCACAGCCCAGAGCACGAUAAACGACAAGUGGAAUCCCGUACCGGGAGUCUGCCCGAACGCUCCGGCUAGCAAUGACUAUCAAGGAGGAUUCAAGGUACAGUUGAUGAAGAAAGACUUCAACCUUGCUGUUGAGAUGGCGAAAAGGGUUGGCGCUGAAUUGCGUCUUGGGGAUCCCGGCCUGUCCGUGUAUGAUGGAGCAAGUGUGGACGAAGCAUGUCGGAACAGAGAUUCCAGAGUCAUUUUUCGGUAUAUUGGAGGCAAUGAGGACUGGAAAGAUAGACUAGGAGGGUCGAAGUAG